AAUAUACUCGGACGAGCAGAUCAACGGCAGAUCAACGGCAGAUACGGCACUGAAAAUAAUACUGGAUGGUUACUUGUCGUUGAAUUGCCAAUUAGUCGGGAAAUUAUUUAAACGUCAGAGUCGCCCGGCAUCAUUAAGUUUCAAUUCAACCAAGAACUUCGUCGCAAACUACAAUGCGUGUCAUUUUCGCAAUUCUCGUUAUAAGCGGAUUAGUCGCAGUGAGGUCAGGCGACGAGACUGACUGGUAUCCGCUCCUGCGGAAAUGUAAACGCAAUCAAACAUUGUUACACCUACAACCAUGUAUAGAGGACAGCAUACGAUCGUUGCAGUAUUACUUGAAAAACAACAAGAUUUUAUUUUCGCGUUAUGAACCGUAUUAUGAAGAGGAAUAUUACAUGUUUAACAAAAUGAAACAUUUUGACGGCUUUUUGUCGCUUUAUAAUAUACAGAUCAAAGGUCUAACAGACUAUACCAUAAAAAAUCGUUGGAUAGCACCUGAUUUCUGUCAAAUUAAAUUUGACGCGUUAUUCUCAAACCUUCAAAUGGAAGCUAUGUACUAUAUGAAAGCUAAUAUAAUGGGAAUGAACAUAACAACAUCCCCAAGCCGUAACAGAAUGUCAGCUGAACUUACACGCAAUAAAAUCGUCGUCAUUUUAGAGGGUGAAUUUUAUCAGAAACAUCAUGCAAACAAUGACGUAAAAGAACAUUUCCGAGUACGUAGUGUCGAAGUGAAUUUGGAUAUUGGAUGGAACGACUAUUUUUUUGACAAAAUAGACAGAGUCCGCAAUGUAUCCAUAAACAUAAAUAAACAUCUGAAACAGAACUGGUGGAAUGUUAAGUCUGAAGUAAUAGAUCAGCUGCAGCAGAGCAUUGCCACACGAAUAGAAUCAAUCGCGAAUUCUAUAUAUAAAGCAAACUCGAUGAAGAUACUGAUGCCAUACGACUAAGCAAGUCGUUGAUCUUAUCUUUAUUCAAAGAUAGCUAAUUAUUUAAUGACAACCACUAAUCAUUAGAACGGUUGACUUUGCGGAUGAUAUUUUUUACCGAGUGAGAAUUCAUGUAGCCUCGUUUGCAAAACGUUUUUUUUUUUUAUGAAAUUAGGAGUCCAUCGAACGAUGACAAUCGCGAGUUUUUAUUCACGAGUUUGCAUGAUAGUUGUCUAUGACAGAAGUCGAAUGAUAGUGCGCGGUGUAAAUAUUAGUCCUUUAUUAUACCUUUAUCUCUGAUAGAUAGAAGUAUAAUAAAAAUAUUGAUUUUUUUCUUUUGAACCCUUCAUUGCAGUUGCAAUGUCGGACAUCUCGUAUACUAUCACUUCAGCUUGUGUCAUGACUAAUUGCAGUGCAAACCCAUGAGCUGCGGCUUGCAAUUGUAAUUACUCGAUGAACUUCAAACUACAUUGGGAAAAGCAAACGCGUACACUUUUCAAUACGGUUUGGAUACUUCUUCUCAUGCAGUACGACCCGCAGCCGAUAAAACAACGAAAGAACUUGUUUUUUAUUAAUUGCCAGAAGUUAUGUUCUCUCAUUAGAGCACUAUUUUUCAAAAUACAUUGGGGAAGGAAUAUCCGAAUCAUACCAUGAAACCAAGUUUAUAGUUAUCCGAAAAGUGAGUGUUACGCUCAGAAAUUCCAGAAAAUACAACAAAUGUUGUAAAAAUAUUCUUUUUUCUUUUCAAAAAAGAUACAUCUUUUUAACAUUUACGAUAUAUACUGAUAUUUUUGCCAUGACAAAAAUGAAAGUGGAAAUUACACUUUAUAUGUAUGAUUUCUGUUAAAUAAAAUCCUGUAUAUCGUUACUUAUAUGUGAAA
This is a messenger RNA of Odontomachus brunneus, 1807 nucleotides long. RefSeq lists its product as uncharacterized. The record is from RefSeq and is a predicted model, not a curated record. The transcript has 3 exons. Lineage: Eukaryota; Metazoa; Arthropoda; Insecta; Hymenoptera; Formicidae. Bases 174 to 947 code for a protein of 257 amino acids.